This is a messenger RNA of Elephantulus edwardii (Cape elephant shrew), 228 nucleotides long. RefSeq names its product protocadherin beta-18-like. The record is from RefSeq and is a predicted model, not a curated record. The transcript is spliced from 2 exons. Bases 1 to 228 code for a protein of 75 amino acids. NCBI's taxonomy places the organism in Eukaryota, Metazoa, Chordata, Mammalia, Macroscelidea, Macroscelididae.
AUGUGGGCACACAGUGGUGAGGUGCGCACUGCCAGGUUGCAGAGCAAGCGCAGAGUGCCCAAGCACAGACUCAUAGUGCUAGUCAAGGAAACUGGAGAGCUGCCACUGUCUGUCACUGUCAGGCUGCGGGUGCUCUUUCUGGUGGAUGGCUUCACACAGCCCUACAUGCUGCUUCCCGCAUUGCAGAAGGAACAGGGCCACCUCAGUAAGUUGCUUUUCAGUGAUUAA